Molecule: messenger RNA, 1461 nt
Organism: Exophiala oligosperma
Lineage: Eukaryota; Fungi; Ascomycota; Eurotiomycetes; Chaetothyriales; Herpotrichiellaceae
Exons: 4
Coding region: 1-1461 (486 amino acids)
Molecular function (GO): aldehyde dehydrogenase (NAD+) activity
Source: RefSeq, a predicted model, not a curated record
AUGGGUUCUAUCGGACCCUACAGCGAUGCUGGAGGGGCCUUUAAUCCUUUCAAAGGCUACUUUAACAGCAUUGACGGCACCCUGAGGCCCACGAAAGAGACCAGGCAUGGCACGAACCCAGCAACGCUUGAGACGUUGCCAGAAGUGCCAGUAGCUACCGAGAAAGAAGACCAAGCUGCAGUCAGCGCCGGACAGCGGGCUUUCAAGUCAUGGUCUCAGAAACCCUGGUCGACGCGUCGCGAUGCCGUUCUAUCUUUUGCGGACGCCAUCGAAACUCAUGCUCAGGGUUUGGCCGAGUUACUUACUAUGGAGCAAGGCAAGCCGACGUCACUGGCCACCGGUGAGGUCUCCUAUACCCUCAAUUGGAUGCGCGGUAUGGCCAAGAUCGAAUUCAUCGAUGAGAUGAGAACGACAAAGCAAGGGUUCAAGGUCAUCAUUCGCUAUGUCCCACUAGGCUUGACCGUGGGCAUUCUCCCUUGGAACUACCCGGUCGCUCAGCUGUGUCAGAAGAUGCUGCAAGCUGUGCUCACAGGGAAUACUAUCAUCAUCAAGCCCUCCCCCUUUACACCAUACUGCGGGCUCAAACUGGGCGAACUGGCCCAACGAUGCUUCCCACCCGGGGUAGUUCAAGUGCUCAGCGGAGAUAAUCUGCUGGGCCCAAUGCUCACUGGGCACCCUGACAUCAAGAAGAUCAGCUUCACAGGAUCAACAGCUACAGGGAAGCACAUUAUGCAGAAUGCCGCGAAAACUCUGAAGCGAGUUACUCUGGAACUGGGUGGCAACGAUCCCGCAAUCGUCUGUAAAGAUGUCGACGUUGACGUCGUAGCACCACAAAUUGCAAGCCUAGCCUUUUACAACUCAGGUCAAGUCUGUCUGGCAAUCAAACGAGUGUACGUACAUGCGUCCAUCUACGACAGCUUCAAGUCCGUCGUUGUGCGCCACGUGAAUGGUCUCAAGGUCGGCAACGGACGGGAGGAUGGCGUCGCACUUGGUCCGGUCCAGAAUCAAAUGCAGUAUGACAAGGUUUCCGGCUUUCUGUCUGCUGCUGAGAAGGAAGGCUGGACCGUCGUAGCGGGUGGUGUUUCGACCAAACAACCCGGCACAGGAUAUUUCAUUCAGCCCGCCGUCAUCGACAGGCCUCCGGAUGAUUCAUCCAUUGUCACGGAGGAACCCUUUGGACCCAUCAUGCCCUUACUUGCCUGGACGGACAAGGACGAUGUGAUCUCUCGGGCCAAUGACACCCCGAUGGGGUUGGGUGCGUCGGUUUGGUCCAAGAAUCUCGACGAGGCUCGAUCGAUCGCCGAGAAGCUGGAAGCCGGUAGCGUCUGGCUGAAUGCACAUCUUGCGCUUGACGUCAGCGUUCCUUUUGGCGGCCACAAAGAGAGUGGCAUCGGGUGCGAGGGAGGUAUCGAGGGGCUCAAGGCCUUCUGUAACAUUCAAAGUCUGUACCUGAGUUCAUAA